Molecule: messenger RNA, 417 nt
Organism: Musca domestica (house fly)
Lineage: Eukaryota; Metazoa; Arthropoda; Insecta; Diptera; Muscidae
Product: chymotrypsin inhibitor SCI-III
Exons: 2
Coding region: 64-342 (92 amino acids)
Molecular function (GO): serine-type endopeptidase inhibitor activity
Source: RefSeq, a predicted model, not a curated record
AACAACACAUUCGACGCAUUCAGAAUAUAGAGUUGAAAGAAGAAGAAAAAAACAAAGAAGAAGAUGAAGAUUUUAUUUGCUGCAUUCCUAAUUGUCGUUCUGGCGGCACUGAUUCAUGGCGGCUGCAUUGGAAGACCACGCACCCCCUCUUGCCAUGAGGACAAGGACGAGGGCACCGAAAAGGAGGGCUAUGUUGGCCGCCGCAUGUGGUACUACAGCAAGGAGACACGCCAGUGUGAACAGAUGCAGUACAAGGGCUAUGGCGGCAAUGAUAAUCGUUGGUGUACCUUGUCGGAGUGCAGCCAUCAUUGUGUCUACGAAAGUGGAGAUGUUGGAGAGUGAACAUUUUGUGUGAAGAAUUUUUGAAAUGUGAAAAAAGAUGUUUUCGAGAUUUUUUUUCUGAGAAUCAUACGGCAA